CUAAUUCGUCGUCGUUUUGAGAGUGAUAAGAGGUGAAGUGGAGGUUUCUAGAACUUUCUAUAAAUUGUUACGCCAAGUGCAAUUUUGUAGCUGUCAUUACCUUCUCACUCAACCCCGCCGCUUGUUGUCUCUCUCUUUCACGUCUCCGAUCUAAGAAGAUGUCUCAACACUGUCACGCAGAUUGCCAGCGAGCCAUGGAUGCCCAAGAAGAGCAUGAUGCAGCUGAAAGAGCCGCAAUGAUGGCGGUUAGUCUGAUAAGCAGUGCUCGUAUGGUAGCUAACCUGGACAGAGAGUACACUUCCUACUCUGCUCAGUUCUUGGUUGACAACGCCGGUCGCAAAAACGAGUCUGCUCAGGAUCCGCAGCCCUCCACGUUCACCAUCCAAGACUGCCUCCAGUACUUGGUGGAGAUCGCUACUCCCAAGCCUGAGUCCGAGCCAAGAGAAGUGGACGAGCGACGCAGCACGCGGACUCUCAAAGACUGCCUCGAAUACGCUUUGAAAGAAGGGUUGCCGAAGCUCGAGGACUGGACACAUGUGGGAUGUGUGCACAAGCCUCCCCCGUUUGCGUCUCUCAUUCCUCGUGUGCCCAUGAAAGGAGAGCUGAUCGAGGCUAAGACGUCGGAAGAGGCGUCUAAGUUGCUGAGGAAGCAACCGGUGGGAGCGAAACUCCACGUGUUCAAUCCUGAUUUCGAGCGUGUUAGAGAUGAGGGUUUUUACGAAGGCCCGUCAGGUCCUGAAUCACGCUACGUUGGGCUAAGAGACGUGAUGAUAACUGGAAACGGGACGAUGAAGGGAGGUCCGUUUUUGGAGGUGAAGAUAGUCUACAAGAAGAAGGAGACGUUCCUCAAAGUGUCUUGCACUCGUGUGCUCACCUCACUCCCAAAUGACAGCGGCGAGGAGUGUGAGGUGGAGCCAACGGGUCUGCUUGUUGAUUUCAUCAUCCCUCGCUUCUCUAAGUAAAUAAACUAGAUCGUGGAAUGGUCUUGGUUGAGUAAGUAUCUAGAGAACAAUGUGUCGGUUAAUAAGAGUCAAGUAUGAUGUAAGUUGCUAAGUAUCAUGAAAACCGUAUGCUAGUUGUGGAACUCGUUUGUAGUCCCAAGACUUUUAUCUAUGUGUAAUGAAGUUAUGUCUACUAA
Brassica rapa (field mustard) is the source of this 1138-nucleotide messenger RNA. RefSeq names its product protein HEAT-INDUCED TAS1 TARGET 4. Lineage: Eukaryota; Viridiplantae; Streptophyta; Magnoliopsida; Brassicales; Brassicaceae. The record is from RefSeq and is a predicted model, not a curated record.